This is a messenger RNA of Aspergillus fijiensis CBS 313.89, 1944 nucleotides long. RefSeq lists its product as uncharacterized. Gene Ontology annotation, molecular function: DNA-binding transcription factor activity, RNA polymerase II-specific; zinc ion binding; DNA binding. Gene Ontology annotation, biological process: DNA-templated transcription; regulation of DNA-templated transcription. Lineage: Eukaryota; Fungi; Ascomycota; Eurotiomycetes; Eurotiales; Aspergillaceae. The record is from RefSeq and is a predicted model, not a curated record. The transcript is spliced from 7 exons. The coding region runs from base 1 to 1944 and encodes 647 amino acids.
AUGGCCGACGCCACUCCCCCGGCCCGCGCCCGCAUAGCCUGUAAGGCCUGCAAUGCCAGACGUGUGAAAUGUGAUGCAGCCAUCGAACGACCGUGUUGGCACUGCCGCACGCGCGGCACCCCUUGCGAGCUGAUAAAAUCGCGUCGAGGCAGAUAUGUGCGGACCACGCCCCGCCGAUCUCGGAGGCUCCCCAUUGAUAAUAGAGACACCUCCGACACCCCCGACGCCCCCUUGUCGGCUGAAUCUCACCGAGAAGCUGCUAUCGAUCGUACCUUGCAGACAACAAGCUCCUCUGGCUCCUCCGACCUCACCUAUAUCAUCGAGGUCAACUCUACCCCGAGGCAUGGUUCCACCCACCCAUCCAAAGUCCACUAUCCCAUUCCACCCUCGAUCGCCCAGGCCCUCUCACAUAGCCCCAGGGCCGAAGAUCCAGUUUCUCUGCGAGAUGCUCUCCUCCUCCCGCCCUCGCCUUUUUGCCGCCUGUACGCCCAAGGUCAGCCCUCUCCGCUCCUCUUGCAGGCUAUUUUUCUUCUGGGCUUCACGGUAGGAGACGAAAGUCUUGUCCAUGCUGCGGGAUACAGUGACCGAGUCGUGGCCAGGAGAACACACUACCUCCGCGCAAAGGCCUUGUAUAAUGCAGACUACGAAACCUGCAGUGUCACCACCGUAGCAGCUCUACUACUUCUGGGAUUCUAUUGGUCGGGGCCCGAGGAUCAAAAGGAUACGUGUUACUGGAUUGGAUGCGCAAUCCACGUAGCACAAGCGUUGGGGAUGCAUCGGUCGUAUGUUUCUGGAGUGCGCUGCUUGCGGAAGCGUAUUUGGUGGUCGGUCUAUGCUCGCGAUCGACAUACGGCUGCGGCCUUUGGUCAACCGUGUCGUAUUCGAGAUGAAGACUGCGACAUCGAACCUCUUACGCAAGCAGAUUUCGACUUUGAUGACGACUAUGACCACUCUUUAAUUCCAAAGCAGGAAGACUACCAUGUUUUGUAUGUCAUGGAGAUGUCGAAGCUGGCUUCAGUCCUCGGAGACAUUCUUGUGGCGGAGUUCAGUCCUAGGCGUCCGGCGCUGGAGAAACACGAAACAGACGCGUUAGCACAUCGACUCGCGCAAUGGGAAUCAUACUUGCCUGAGCGACUGCGGCGAAUACCGCCUGAUUAUGGAUUCGGUGCGUCGUUUUGGGCCAACAUGCUACACUUGUCAUAUCAAAAUUAUUACAUUCUCCUCUUUCGGCCCAAAGCAAUAAAUCACCUGUCUUCUGCAGAUGUGGAGAGAGACACUCGUGCGUGUACGGCUGCCGACGCAAUCACCCGUAUUGCAGAGGAUCUUUUGGCUGUGGGGACCAUCCAAUUUACUCAAAUUCAUUUUGUGCCAGCAUUGUUUGGUGCCCUUUCAGUGCAUACCUUUAACAUCUGUCGAAAAGAUCCCAUUUGCCAGAGGCUGGCUGAGAACAAGUCACGCCAGUGCCUUCUCGCUCUCAGCGAACUUUCCAGAUCGUGGCCAGUUCGGAUCUGGUUUGCAAAGGCUUUUCUGAACCUGUUGAGACGACUGACAGGACAGGGAUCGCGACAAGGCGGGUCGAUUGUGAACGUCUCGUCAACCAUUGCGGGUCAUUCUAGUCUGGCACCAUCUGCGUCCGUCGACUCGACUGAACCACACACUCUGAUCAACAUAAAUCCUCCUACGGCAUCUUGUCUACCAAGCAACGCCAUUUCCUCCGAGCUGGACAACACUGAGCUUAGUCACCAGCCCGGCCAUGACCACGAAGCACUCUUGGCGGAUAAUCAGCCUCCGAGCAAUUUCUCCCAAGCGACCGAGCAGGUCCUCUAUGAUACCUUUUUAGCUGGCUAUAUCGACCAAACCUUCAAUUCCGAUCUAUUGGUGCUUAAUAGUCUAGGCUCAUCGCUACCGUUCUUUCCUGGGGGUUUGCCUGAGACCGAGGAAUAA